Sungouiella intermedia is the source of this 1149-nucleotide messenger RNA. The record is from the annotation of a GenBank genome assembly. NCBI's taxonomy places the organism in Eukaryota, Fungi, Ascomycota, Pichiomycetes, Serinales, Metschnikowiaceae.
AUGGAGGGAAUGAAGUUUGUCUCGUUUGAUAUAGACUAUUGGGUCACUUACCUCACCUUUAUCUCAGAGUCCAUCACAGAUGAUACAAAAGAAGUAUUGGAGUUAUUUGAAGAAGCGAGAUAUAAAAUCGGUUAUAGCUACUUUAGUGGAGAAUACUAUGCAUUGUACUUAUCUUUCCUUAAGUCUUAUGCAACACACGAAAACAGGUACAUGGAGAAGUAUGCCCUUUUGCUACGCCAUGUUAUCGAGCUUCCAAUUUAUAAUGGUGCAAUUUUCCUCAAAGAGCUUCUUGAAUAUAUUGCAAUCCAGAAUAUCAGAAAGGUCAAUCUCGGUUUCUUGCUUCCUGACCACCAAUUGAAGCAGUUGAAAGAUCAAGAGAAUAACAAUUUUUCAACAAUUUCGCAGAAGCUUGAUAAGUGCUUCCGAAAUACUUUUGAAGUCUCUCAAUUUAAAAUUCAUGAGAUGUAUCUAUUUGAGUCUCAACUUGGUAGGCAUUUGCAAUUUUCUUCAUCGCAAAUGACUUCCGAGGAAGUUGAUUUAUGGCAUUUAUACCUCGAUUACAUCGAACAAAAUUAUCCUUUCCUCUUCUUGCAGCAGGUUUAUGAGAGAUUGCUUUUGGUCUCAGCGUUGUCAUCUGAGUUUGCUAUACGAUAUUUCAAUUUAUUACUACUCUUGAACAAAAGGAGCCAAGCUCGAAGCGUGUUGGAGCGAAUUUCAUCAUUCGUUCCCACAAGACAGAAAUAUGAUGCUCUUGUCCGCCUUGUUGAUCUUGAAAUACAUAAGAAUAAUCUUCACCGUGCAAGAGAUUUGAUUAUCAACAAUUUAGAGCUCAACAAUGAUAUUCCGUUUGAGAUUUAUGAAAAGUUAGUUCAUUUGGAGUCUUUGGUUAAUCCCCGAGAUGAUGGAACCUAUUUAUGCAAACUAACAACUGAAAUUGUCUUGACAACAAAUUCAACCAACUUCUUGAUAAACCUCAGAAAUUAUAAGAUUGUUCCAUCUGUUUUGGUUGAAUGUCUAAAGCUGUUUCUUGCAGAAGAUGGAGAGUUCAAUAAUGUUGGAAAACAAAUGAAUACAGAACAGUUUGAGCGAUUACAGGAAUUCUACUUCAGAGUCUUGAGUUUGGAAUCAAUAAGUCGGCCAGCGCCUUAG